AUGGAGCAUAUUGUUUCUAUUGACGAGCUGCACUCGAGGAAGGUUGUUAGAAGCAAAGCUUGUGAAGGAAGCAGCAGCCGCAACCGGCCUGCCAUUACCAGGGAGGAAAGGUUUAGAAAUUUUAUGGACGAAGGAGACCAAGAAAGAAAGGUGGAAGCCCUUGGUGGAAGGCCACCAGCAAAAAUACAGAAGGUUAUAUUCUUGCUGCGAGAUCACAAGCAUUUCGUUAAGUACUUUGAGCCAAGAGUGGCAUCAAUUGGUCCUAUCCAUCAUGGCAAGCCAAAGUACCAGCUAGGAGAGAAGUACAAGCUUAGAUUGGCAUAUGAGUUCGUCCAAGGUUGCGGGAAGAGUAUAAAUCUUUUGUACGAGGUUGAGAAGAAAAUCAAGCAACUGAGGGAAUUCUUCGAGGAGGAGGUGAUAGAGAAGUAUGAUGAUGAGGCACUCGCCUGGAUAUUGUUCGUGGACGGCUGCGCAAUACUACAAUACAUAUUAUGCGCUACAAAUGACCAGUUCAAAGAGUUGAACAUAAAAACCGACAGCGUAGCCUUCGCUCAUCAAGAUUUGUUCUUGUUGGAGAAUCAAGUUCCUUACCGUCUCCUCAAGUUAUUGAUGAGCUUGAGCGGGAAGGAAGAGGAGUUGAGAAAAUCGAUUGAAAGUUUCAUUCGAAAUGUUACUUAUCAGCAAACGGAGCCGCAACAAAAUGUUGACGAAGGAGAAAGCUCUCAUGAUUCACAGCCGGAACCAAUAGAAAGAGAAGUACCAAUAACAGAGCCCACCCAUCUUCUCGACCUUAUGAGAACAACACUCUUGGGUCCGACUCCUCUGCGAUCCUCGAAAGUCGUCCCAUCCUUUGGAAAGACACGUGGAAUAUGGCCAUGUAGAAACACACGUCAAGAGGACCCAGAUUGGCAAUCAUAUCGGAAUGUGCAGGAGCUUAAAGCAGCAGGAAUCCAUUUGAAACGCGGCAAAGAAAGUUGCUUGAGGAGCAUAAACGACUCAACGGGCCCCAAGUUCAUGAACUUGAUAGCUUAUGAAAUGUGUCUGGAUUUCGAGAACGACUUCGGCAUCAGCUCUUAUAUAUCCUUCCUAGAUUCACUCAUUGAUGAAGUCAACGACGUCAAAGAUAUGAGGAAGGUACAAGUGCUGUACAACUUGCUCGGCAGUGAUCAAGAAGUGGCUGACCUCUUCAAUGAGAUAGGCACUGACCUGGUGCCUAACACCGAAGCUUAUAAGGAUGUAAAGUUCAAGAUUCAGAGCUACUACAAUAACAAUUGUAUGACCUAUAUGGCUCAAUUCUUUCACGAUCAUUUCAGCAGCCCCUGGACUAUCCUUGCUUUCUUGGGCGUAUUAUUGGGACUUGCUCUAACUGCCCUUCAGACUUGGUCCGCAAUCUUCCCUCACUCAUUUGACAAAGCUAAGAAUUGA
Molecule: messenger RNA, 1425 nt
Organism: Corylus avellana
Lineage: Eukaryota; Viridiplantae; Streptophyta; Magnoliopsida; Fagales; Betulaceae
Source: RefSeq, a predicted model, not a curated record